AAGUUUUUUUUUUAAAUAAAAAUUCGAAAGAUAUCAUCAGUUAUAUAGUCAAAACAUCAUAAAGAUAAAGAACAUUUCUUAUAAAUUGAAACAAAUAAUGAUAUACAAUACAACUGUUACAGUUACAGUCACACCUCCGCUCCCCCCUACUUAUAACAGUAAAAUCUUUCUUAAUUUACCUUUCUCUUUUGUUUCUCUCGCAAAAAUUCUUAUCUAAUUUAUUAUAGAAAUAUAAAUUUAAAAAUACUUUUAAGAAAUUUUUGGACUCUAAGUAGUUAGUGUUUGGAAAACUUUUAAACACUUCACACCAAAAUGACAGAUCGCAAACGUAUAACGGAAUCCAGCAGUAAUGUGGAAAUGGAUAGCUAUAGUCAAGGCUGUAGCAGCAGUGACUUUAAACUGAAAAAUAAACCUGUUUAUAAAUCCAAGAUCUUUAUAAUAGCCGUAUCAUUCUCGGCCAUACUGCUGGUGGUAAUGACAGUGGGUUUUGUUAUACAUCAUACCAUUAAUGCCAAUCAUCCGAUUAAUGGUUUAAUGGAGGAGGCUAGUGCCUUAGUAAUGAGCCUACCAGAGGCCCAACAGGAAUGGUUUGAACGCGGCACUUUGGAGUUGCAAAAGGCUUUGAAGCGUAAACGUAAUAAGAGAAGAGCUAAAAAUGUUAUAUUGUUUGUGGGCGAUGGUAUGGGUCCGAAUACUGUGACAGCUGCUAGAAUUAUGGGCUUUUCCGAAGAGGGUUUAAUGUCUUGGGAAGAAUUUCCCGAUAUGGGUUUGUUAAAGACCUAUUGCGCUAAUAAACAAGUACCCGAUUCCUUUUCUACCGCCACCGCUUUAUUCUCGGGAGUUAAGGUUAACUACGAGACGGGAGGCGUAGAUGCCACCGUCAAUUUGGGAAAUUGUUCGGCUUCUUUAGAUGUAAAUCAUCAAGUUAAUUCUAUAUUAAAAUGGGCACAAGAUGAUGGCAUGUUAACGGGUUUUGUUACCAAUACCAGAGUAACUCAUGCCACACCGGCCGCUUUAUAUGCUCAUACCCCCGAUCGGCGCUGGGAAUGUGAACAAAAAAUGCCCAUCGAGGCCCAGAAUGAAGGUUGUAAAGAUAUAGCACGCCAGUUGAUAGAAGAUUUGACAGGUCAAAACAUUAAUGUCAUAAUGGGUGGUGGUCGUCAAAUGUUGGUUUCCAAUGUCUCAGAUACUCCUCUAGAUCCCAUCGAUACUUGGGCCUGUAAAUCCAAAGAUGGUCGUGAUUUAAUACAAGAAUGGUCUAACAUCAAAUCGCAACGUGAUCAGCCUCAUGUAGUGGCUCAAAAUACUGGUGAAUUGGAAGCCAUUAAUCCUUCGGAAGUAGACUAUAUUUUGGGUAUUUUCGCUAAUGGUCAUUUGAAAUUUGACUUUGAACGUGAUACCACGCCCGCCGGCAUGCCUUCACUUAAACAAAUGGUCUUAAAGGCUUUGGAAUUUUUCAAAACUAAAGAUGAACGUUUUCUCUUGGUGGUAGAGGGUGGCAUGAUUGAUCAGGCCCAUCAUAGGGGAACCGCCCGCAAAGCCUUAAAUGAGGUUUUAGCUUUCAACGAGGCCAUUAAUGCUAGUGUCCAAUAUUUGGGUGAUAAAUUGGAAGACACCUUGGUGAUAGUUACAGCUGAUCAUGCUCAUACUUUAACCAUUAAUGGUCAUGCUGCUAAAGGUGCGGAUAUUUUGGGUGUCGCAGGCAAUUCGAAGACAGAAGGUAUACCCUAUACUACAUUGACCUAUGGCACUACCUAUAAGGGUUUCCAGCCAGAUGCUAAUGGUUUAAGAAAAGAUCCCACUCUGCAGGAUACCACAGAUUGGGAGUAUACACAACAGGGUGUAAUAAAUACCGAUGAAAAUUAUCAUGGUGGUAGUGAUGUAACCAUACAUUCAGCGGGUGCCAUGUCUUAUCUCUUUCACGGUGUUCAUGAACAAUCCUAUGUCGCUCAUGCCAUCUCGUAUGCCUUGCGUAUAGGACGCUUCCGUGAUAGUGCUAUUGCUGAAUCUUUAGCUGAUAUGUUUCCUUUGUAAUCGCCGCGGGAAAACAAACCCCCACCCUCCUUCCUCUCCCCCUUUCAUUAGCAAAUAGAAAUCAAAACAAUUAAGAAACUCUUUACGAAUUAUCUCAAUCUAUGUGAUAUUAAAGUACAAUAGCUUUUAUUUUAAAAAAAAUAUAUUUUUU
Lucilia cuprina (Australian sheep blowfly) is the source of this 2185-nucleotide messenger RNA. RefSeq names its product alkaline phosphatase (gene Alp12). The record is from RefSeq and is a predicted model, not a curated record. Gene Ontology annotation, molecular function: alkaline phosphatase activity. Lineage: Eukaryota; Metazoa; Arthropoda; Insecta; Diptera; Calliphoridae. Gene Ontology annotation, biological process: dephosphorylation. Bases 313 to 2034 code for a protein of 573 amino acids. The transcript is spliced from 3 exons.